Acanthochromis polyacanthus (spiny chromis) is the source of this 1096-nucleotide messenger RNA. It is a transcript of the gene ly6d, whose product is annotated as lymphocyte antigen 6 family member D. The record is from RefSeq and is a predicted model, not a curated record. The coding region runs from base 406 to 633 and encodes 75 amino acids. The transcript has 4 exons. Lineage: Eukaryota; Metazoa; Chordata; Actinopteri; Pomacentridae.
CCUCUGAUUGGAUGGUCAGAGAGCUAAGCCAAAGCUCGCGAUUCCUAUCUGUAGCGACCUGAACAAGCUAAAACGUUAUCAUAAAUGUAUAAAUAGAUGUUUUAACUCCCACAAUGAUUGACGGAGGAGACGGUAUUGAUUUUGUAUAGUCCGAAAGUCAAGGUGGACUUUUCAAAAAUAAAGCUGGACGUUGUGAGGAGAGGCAGCCAACCCCAAAGCUAGCAAACCUGACGGUGUCAGCAGGUGGUUUGAUUCAGGUCAUGUUUUCUUUAAGACAACAGAGUUGAAAAGAAGUACAGCAUUUACUGGCAUCUGUCACAAGGAAGUACAUAACUGGGUUUGGUCCGUGGCAUGUUGGUAUAAAAGUGCCAGAGCAGGAGGUUUAUCCACAUACCACCCGGCAACAUGAAGGUCCUGCUUCUUAUGGCGCUGCUGCUCCUGUGUAGCACUCAAGUGCUCACACUCAAAUGUUACACCUGUGACGAUGGAGCGGACUGUAAGACGGAGACAGACUGCCCGCCAUCAUCGGUGUACUGCAAAACCACUGCGCAUGGUGAUGAAUUUUCUCGAACUUGUGAGGAGGAUUGUGAUGAGGACUUUUUCACAACCUGCUGCCAGCAAGACCUGUGCUAGAAGUGACACACCUCUCUGCUUUCCCUUUCACUUUCUGAUGAAUCAAAACUGAAUGAUUUACAUGAAUUAGAUAAAUGUGCAAGAUGAUUUGUUAGUUCUGUAAAAUGUACUGUGACACUCUUCUCUUUGGUUCUGCUUUCACUGCAUUCUGAUAGUUUUGGCUGAGAACUGUUGAGCUUCAUUCAUCAUCCCUGUUAAACUGCACUAGACACUAGUAGUCACUAGUCGUGUUUCUUUUUCUUUUUUUAUUUCGUAAACGUAUGCUGGAAGCAGGGCAACCACACACACACAAACACACAAACUUAAUCCCUUCCUAAUGUCACUUAGUGGGUCACUGCCACAGCCGACUGCUAUGUGGGUCGCUGUCUGCCACCACUGAAAUGUAAAGUUGGACUCCCGCUGUCGUCUGUUUUAAAAUCAGUGAAAACGAAAGCAAAUAAAGAAACUGAAAUGAUUUAAUCAA